This is a messenger RNA of Orussus abietinus, 1328 nucleotides long. RefSeq names its product PR domain zinc finger protein 13 (gene Prdm13). The transcript has 4 exons. Gene Ontology annotation, cellular component: nucleus. NCBI's taxonomy places the organism in Eukaryota, Metazoa, Arthropoda, Insecta, Hymenoptera, Orussidae. The record is from RefSeq and is a predicted model, not a curated record. Bases 1 to 1323 code for a protein of 440 amino acids.
AUGCAUCCGAUCAUUCCUGAGACCGCUUUGAUCAUGAGCAUCAAGGCCUUGGAGAUGGCGACCAUCUCGCGAGGAGCGCGGCCGCUGGUCAGGGCUGCGACUCUUCUGGGUCAGGACUCCUCUACGGAGAUCAUCGACGUCAACAGGCUCUCGCAGAAAUCCCCGUCGAUUAUCCAAUACGUGGAGGUCGCCGACGCCGACGGUCGACUGUACUGCGUGGACGGGAUGGUCAGCGCGUCUUGCUGGGUGAAAAUCGUCACCCUGGCGAAGGACUGCCAGAGCUGCAACGUCCUGCUGAUGACGACGGAAAAGGGCGUCGUCCUGCGCGCCAUCAGGAGCAUCACUCCGGGAGAGCCGCUCCUGAUGUGGUUCACGGAGAACACCCUGGCCUUGAUGAACAUGCCCUUCCUGACGCCGUCGAACAUCCAAGGGCAAAAUCGUUACAUCUGCCACAUCUGCAACGACCACUUCGAGUACCCGAACCCUCUGAAGAUCCACCUGGCCCUGAAGUGCAACCGGCUGGACAGGAACCACCUGUGGAGCGUCCUGGCGCAGGAGUUCAGCGUGAUCCCCCGGGAAGUCCACGCCAUGGGGCUGUUCCCUCCGAAGGUGAGCUCCUUCAAGUUCGAGCUGAGCUCGCCGACCAGGUCGCCUCCGGUCGUCUCCCCUCCCAGGAUCUCGCCGAUUCUGGUGGAGACGAAGACGGACCCCCUGCUGGACUCGGGCAUCUCGUUGACGGUGACCUCGCCGCUCUCCUCGACCCAGAACUCGCCCACCUCGUCCGCCCAGGUGUCGCCCAGCUCCUCCACCCAGGUCUCACCGGUGCGAAGAGGCCUCGGCCACGGGCACUCGGCGUUCAAGCCCUACGUCAACGUGCCCAAGGUCCUCCCAACGGUCCUGGACGGUCACCGGGAGACCUUGAUAAGCCAGAACCCUUAUCACGUCCCGCAGUCUUCGGCGAGGACGGACGUCCACGCGGCACAGAUGGAGACCAUCGUCAGCAACCUCGGGAAGUCCAAGCAAGGACACCUCUGCAUAUACUGCGGCAAGGUCUACUCCAGGAAGUACGGCCUGAAGAUCCACAUCAGGACGCACACGGGAUACAAACCGCUUAAGUGCAAGUUCUGCCUGCGGCCUUUCGGCGACCCCAGUAAUUUGAACAAGCACGUGCGACUCCACGCCGAUGGGGACACUCCUUACAGGUGCGAGCUCUGCGGCAAAGUCCUGGUGAGAAGAAGGGACCUCGAGCGGCACAUCCGCUCCAGGCACCAGAACGGAGUCGACCAGGUCUCGGACACCUCCUCCGAUGGCAUGGACGUCUGACUCUG